Messenger RNA from Pseudoliparis swirei, 3906 nucleotides. RefSeq lists its product as uncharacterized. The transcript is spliced from 14 exons. The record is from RefSeq and is a predicted model, not a curated record. Lineage: Eukaryota; Metazoa; Chordata; Actinopteri; Perciformes; Liparidae. Bases 268 to 1692 code for a protein of 474 amino acids.
AAACAAGCUUCAAUAAACAGACGACGAAGAGUAGUUGUGAUGAAUCUCUUAAAUUAAUUUAGCCGACAAAUCUUCUCACGCACGACGCGACGUUUCUCGGUGUGAUCUGUGAGAUUUUAUUUCCGACUGUAUCCUGAAGGCAGCACGUCUCCGCCGCUCAUCUCCUCCCUCUGCGCUAACAGGGUUGGUUGGAUGCAGCCGCGCCGCGCUGACAUACUAACCCCAUAAAUGCGCUCUGAGCUCUGAAUAUACGACCCGACUGAGAAGAUGAUGUGGAGCGUCGGGAUCCUGCUGGCCAUUGCUCUCAGUGUGGAGUCCUAUACUGUCCAUGACAUCCACGAGCGCUUGUCCCACGGCCGGCAGCUGAAGAUCUUCCUGGCGAAGAGUGCGGAGAAGCUGGAGUUCACCCCAGCUGAUGAUCCUAGCAAGACCUAUUUGUACUGGGAGAAGAGCAGAACCAGGCUGAUCAAAGGCAGGGUGUCGGGUUCAGGCAGCGACCGACGCUGGUACAUUGACAAGGUGACCUAUGAGGACCAGGGGACGUACACCCAGAAAGGCUACUGGAAUAAAGAAAUCUCUGCCGUCAAAGUCGCCGUCACAACCAGACACAACUUUAACAAGUGUGUCGCAGGAGAUAGUCUUUACAUCCAGCUGGAGGGCCUUGACCUGAGCGACACUACCCUCUUCUUCUCUGGGGAGGCUGGCAAUUUUACACUGGUGCACCAUGGUGCUCGGAUGUCCCAGGACCUGCCCAAUUAUUGGGACCGGGUUCUUACCCAGUCCAUGAAAAUCGAGAUCAGGAAUGUGAACUCCAGCGAUAUGGGACAUUACACCCUAAAAGACCGGAGAGACCGGGUGGUGUCUGUCACCAGGAUGGACCUGACAGAACAUCGUGAGGACUCUGAUGGAAACCCUUUCUUGGCUCUGCUCUUGCUGCUGGGCAUCCCUGUUGGGAUUUGCUGCUGCUGUCGGAAGAAGAUUUUCAAGAAGAAAGCCGCCGCCAGUGCAACGUUCCAGUCCUCCCCAGAUAUAGUCCAUGCUCCUCCCAGUGGUCCUUACGGACCGGCACCUCCUUUCAAUGAUCCAGGAGCGGUGUACUACAACGGCCCAGAUCCUAACAUGGGUCCCUCAUUCCAUCCUCCCCCUGCAACUGGCGGCCCAGGACAGUGGACUGGCCCCCAGCCCUCCCCGGGUUAUAACCCAUCCUACACACCCCAGAACCCAGCCUACACACCCCAGAACCCAGCCUACACACCCCAGAACCCAGGCUACACCCCCCAGAACCCAGCCUACACACCCCAGAACCCAGCCUACACACCCCAGAACCCAGCCUACACACCCCAGAACCCAGCCUACCCUCCUGGCGGUCCGGCUGCCAUGCCCUCCGCCCAGCCUCCACAAUGGAAUGGUCCACCGGCAGGCUACUACCCCUCCGGGCCUGCAGCUCCAAUGGGCUAUGGUACAGCUCCAGUCAUGUACAGCGCGGCCCCACCAGGAGCUGCCAGUGAACCUGCUCUCGAGGUUAAGAUGGGGAGUAUGGUUCCCUCACCUGCCGACCCACUGCUGACUACCACACAACAGGCUGAAGCUGCGUCCCCUCCUGGGCCCCCCCCCUCCACCAACGUUCUCCACUCCUCUAAUGAUGCCUAUGAGUUCAAGAUCGACGGAGGCAACACCACCAAUUUCUUAUAGGGACGCUGACCCCACCCCCCACCCCUCAGACCAACCCUUACCGUGAUGCUCCCGGGCCCAUCUGGGUGCAGGUGGACUCAAUGGACAGCAUUUGGACAGAUUCCAGCAUUUUUUGUCUCCUCUUCUCUUGAUCACUAUUUAAUCCUCUAACUGACUCGAGAUCAAGGAUUAUUAUUUCUUAGCCAACUGAGUUUUGGCAACACAUUUCCAGAGUUGUAGAUCAAAUGUCCAGAGGUGAGGAGAGAAAGACGUCUUUAAAGUGUUAGCAUGUGAAAUGUAAUGUCAGCAUCUGGUGAGUCAACAGGCUCAGUUAACCAACAGAUUAAGAGACGCCAUCAUGGCACAAUGAUUGUCGUUUCUGUCGACAUUUUUCCACCGAUUCCAAUCUUCCUCUUUUUAUUUGAUUCAUCUGAUUAGCCAGGAAAGCCGAGCAGUCAAGAAAGAGUCUUGAGAUUUAUUUAAAAGUCUGAUUCAAGGAACAACAAAAUUAAACAAACAACAUAGCUCCUUAUCCAGCCCUGGUCUGGUCUCACCAGAAAUAACUUUUGACAGUUCUAAAUCAGAAGCCCUCUGAACACAAAGGACACGCAGCAGCACCUCAACACCAUGACUCGAGUUCCCCACAGUUCUUGGUCCAGGCUGUUUUGUUGCUGUACAUCUCAGGUUGUCUUAUUUUCCAAUGUAAUGUCUGGAGCAAUUUGAGUGUUGAAUUAGCCGGGCCAGGCGCUGCCAUCCAUCGGCCACCGGCUACAGUGAAGAGGGACUUUGGUUCUCAUAUAAACCUGGUGGUCAUGGAAGGAUCCAUAUGCAACCUGCCGAUCUCCCCUCCUAUCCCCUCCCCACGUGCAUGACAUCGUUAUUAGACUUAGCCUGCAGCACCAGGUCUGCUGUCCAGCGGCCUUUUGACUCCCAGAUGAAACGUGACCUGGAACCAUGACGACUUAUUUUUUGCAGAUAGAUAAUACAGAGCCCAUCUCCAUGGGGAGGCUGUGCUUUAAUGGUAUAUUUUCCCAACUGACAAAUAGUAAUUGUGGGGCUUUUGAGGCCCCUUUAGGUUCAGGGCCCAGGGGCCAACGACCUGUAUCGCCAUGCCCUGCAUUUGGAGUCUGAUUUGGCCCGACAGCCGGGUACACCCGGGUAUCAGCCGAACGCUUAACUCACGACACCAGAGAAUACUCUUAUGAGAAGAGCACGAUACAACAGCUACCUCAUUUUUGAAUGAUAUGCCUUUACUUAGGUCAACACUCUUGAGUUUGCGUCGGUCAUCAAUAAGAAUUUAUGUGUCAGUCAAACAGAAAUCAAAGCAAACCCUUUGAAUCCACCGGAGGUAAUAAUUACAUCCGACGCCAUCCUGUGCUAAAAUGCCAACAACUAAACCGUGAGAACGCCACCAGGAGAAACAGUUUGACUGCAUUUCACGGUGGCCUCCGGCACCUCUACAGCAAAAAGAAAACAACAUAUCGCUCAUCCACGGCCAUUCAAUCACCAAACAGGAAAUGGCGGCGUUCACAUGGAACGAGCCUGUGGGUCAAAGCAGUGUCAGUUUUUACCGUUCCUUCUGACACAGACGUACAGACACACCAGAUUGUGGACUGGUUCCUGGGUCCCUCCUGAAAUCCACCACAGAGAAACCCUCCUCCCUCUAGAAUGUCCCCUAAAACCACUAACGGGCACUCGCUGCGCUGCAAGUAGCGCCACUAAUGUCUUUCCUUACAGUAAAGUAAUCUUUAUUCUUCUGCAUUUGACUAGAUUCACUUCUAAAUACUGGAAUUAGUUGAUGUCCCUCAUCUGGGCUGUUUGGAGUCGCGUAUUAAACUGGGACAAACGAUUUCUGAGCACGUCUGAUUUCAUGUGUUUAACCUGUGUGUCCUAUGUCUGAAGUUCGUGUAGCAAUGUUGAGAUAUAUUGUGAUUCAUAUGUUGAAAAUGUUAUUUUAUGUAUUUUGUUUUGUCUUUUGGAAAUGUAACCAAUGAUAUUCACUAAGUGUAUGUGUUGUUGGUGGUUAUGGAUUCUAAUGCAUUUGGAGGCCUUUUGUUGUACUUGGGUCCCUCCAGAGACUCCAUACCUCUCCUUUUAUACCUGAAAUGACACAGGAGACACUGUAUUUGGAUGUGUAACCAUUUUGUCAUACUGCGCAUGAAUAUUAAUUUUCUGGAGUUUCUUUCAUUUAAAACAAAAGAAUUCACCAUUAAAAUAUUUUUUGAGGAGAGAAAA